UCGGGAAGUUAGCUGAGAGUGCGCAGUCUGGUACAUAUCUUUCCCAUACAUAUCCUGUCACUUGAAUCCGAGGUGUGAAAAGGCGAAUGCCAAGCUUUUGUGAAGCUCUACCAACUUCGUCGGAACCUCACUUUUUGACCUCUGUCUGAGCUUCACCAUCGACAUCUACCCAAUACCACCCUCAAGUCAUGGCUUCUCGAUACGCUAUGAGGCAGCUCCACGCCUCUCGUAUCAGCAAACAAAACGUAUGACCCUUCGACAUCCGCCCAGCCCAUUCAAUUGACUUUAACAUCACUUCCCAGGCCCUGCUCCUCACCAGCGCGCUCGCAACUGGAACGGCAAUUACAAUGACCACUUGGGCGAUGCCAUCUCGUGAACUCUACGCCGAAGAGCACCCCAGCUCGGAGUCAUCAGACAUAUCCCGCAAACCCAUCUACGACGAUCUCCCCCUUUCCAUCCCCUCACCCGCCGCCGUGGCCGCAGCACCCGCCGUAAACACCCCGGAUACACCCAAAACCGCUCCCACAGCCCGCACCGCGCCCACGCCUACCGACCGCCUCGCAUCCCAGAUCCGCCGCGCCCGCCUCGCAGCCCACGCCUCCGCACAACGCACCGAAGACGCCCUCGACGACGCGCUGAGCUCUGCCAUGAACACGGAGCGCAGCGUCGCAGGCACAAUCGCCUCGCUCGCGCCGCCCAAGGGCUCGGGCGAACGCCUCCUGCCCGGCAGCAUCUACGUGCUUGUGGCGGCCAUGGCGGGCAGCAUCGUCAGCCGGAACAGAAAUAUCCUGCUUCGCUUCAGUGUCCCAGCUGCGGUGGGCUUGGGUGCUGCGUAUACGAUUCUGCCGCUGACGAUGCGUAAUGUGGGCGAUUUGGUGUGGAGCUGGGAGGAGAAAUACCCGGAGUUGGCGAGGCGGCAUGUGCAGGUCAAGGAGCGCGUAGAGCGCGUGUGGGAGACGGGUAAGGCGCAUAGUCAGAUGACGGUGGGGAUGGUGGAGGAGAAGGUUGGUGAGGCGAGGGGUGCGGUGGAAGGGUGGGUCAAGAAGGGGAGGUAGAUGGUAGAUGUGAGGCUUGCGGGAGGAUAGAUGGGACUGUAAUUAUAUGCUGUAACUGCGCAGCAGUUCACGUAGAUGGUGAUGCAAAAGUAGACAAUGAGUGUGGCAGUUUACUUAGAAGUGGGCAUUG
This is a messenger RNA of Pseudovirgaria hyperparasitica, 1185 nucleotides long. RefSeq lists its product as uncharacterized. Lineage: Eukaryota; Fungi; Ascomycota; Dothideomycetes; Acrospermales; Acrospermaceae. Gene Ontology annotation, biological process: cristae formation. The record is from RefSeq and is a predicted model, not a curated record. The coding region runs from base 348 to 1055 and encodes 235 amino acids. Gene Ontology annotation, cellular component: MICOS complex; mitochondrial crista junction. The transcript is spliced from 2 exons.